Phyllotreta striolata is the source of this 414-nucleotide messenger RNA. The record is from the annotation of a GenBank genome assembly. NCBI's taxonomy places the organism in Eukaryota, Metazoa, Arthropoda, Insecta, Coleoptera, Chrysomelidae.
AUGAUUUUAGACAAUCUGCGGUUCUAUUGCUCGGCCUGCGGCAAAUCCUACUCGCUGAAAAAGAACCUGAAGCGCCACCAAAAGGUCGAGUGCGGCAAACAGAAAACUCUCUUCUGCGGUUUCUGCAACAAGAGCUACUACUACAAGCAGGAGCUGCAGAUCCACCUCAGGAUGAGGCACGGCUACUUCGAUGCAUCGAAUCGAGUAAUCGAACGAGGCGUUGUUUCAGGUCCGCCCGACCAGGCGAUCGUGUGCGAGAAAUGCUGGAAAAUUUUCAGAAACGCCAAUUCGCUGCGUUGCCAUCGCAUCACCGAUUGCGGCAAGCCGAGGAACAAACGUUGCCGCGUCUGCGGCUACUCGACCACCAGGUCCAACAAUCUCAAACAGCACAUGGUCAAAUACCAACAUUUUUGA